GCGGUCUCUCUCGGUCUCCCCCCAUUUCUGCAGAUCUAUUCAUUCCGAAACAGAAGAAAGAAGAGAGGAGAAAACUCGAGAUCCGCAUCCAAGCGAGAAGCAAGCAUGGCGGCACCAGACCUUUUGUUCGGUCUCAGAAACAACUUUUUCUUGGGAGCUUUCCAAGCCGCCAUCAACAACAGCGACAUCCCAAAUCUCUCUCCUGAGGAUUCAAUUGAGAGGGACUGCCUCGUUCACAGAUCCUACAUUGCCCUCGGCAGCUACCAGCUUGUUAUCAACGAGAUCGAUUCCUCCGCCGCCACGCCUCUCCAGGCCGUGAAAUUGCUCGCGCUAUAUCUCUCGAGUCCCGAAAAUAAGGAAUCCACGAUUUCAAGUCUGAAGGAGUUGUUGGGAGAUCCGGCCAUUGGUAACAACCCGAUUCUGAGGUUGAUUGCUGGGAUCGUCUUCAUGCAUGAGCAAGACUAUAAUGAAGCUCUUAAACAUACCCAUCCUGGAGGAACUAUGGAACUGCAUGCAUUAAAUGUCCAAAUAUUCCUUAAGAUGCACAGGUCUGAUUAUGCAGAGAAACAACUAAAGAUAAUGCAGCAGAUGGAUGAAGAUCACACCCUUACUCAACUUGCAAAUGCAUGGCUAAACUUGGCAGUGGGUGGUUCCAAGAUACAGGAAGCAUAUCUAAUCUUCCAAGAUUUCUCUGAGAAGUAUCAGAUGACAGGGUUGAUCCUUAAUGGCAAGGCUGUUUGCUGCAUGCACAUGGGACACUUUGAUGAAGCUGAAUCACUGUUGCUUGAAGCACUAAACAAGGAUGCAAAAGAUCCAGAAACCCUAGCCAAUCUGGUUGUGUGCAGUCUUCACCUUGGUAAACAAUCUUCUCGUUACCUCAGCCAGUUGAAACUCUCACAUCCAGACCAUGUGCUUGUCACACGGGCAUCAGCUGCGGAAGAGGCCUUUGACAGAGCAGUUCAAACAAUUGCCUGAAGACUGGAUCAGUUGAUUCUGUGCAGAGAGGGUGAACUGUGUUUGUUAGUGUUAGCAUAUAGUUCUUUUCUCCUUGACGAGGGUCUUUCGGUUUUGUAACCUACAAGAGUAGACAAGUUGAAUGGCAAAAAGGUGUCUGAUCAGAGUGCAAAUUAUUUUACUAGUGAACGUUGUGAUGAGCUGCUUUUUAUGAUAAGGGCACAUGUUAUCAAGUAUUUCAAUUUCUUAUGUGUUUGGUGCAAAUGAAUACUAAUAAACCCAUUUUACAUUGCUAUAGCUAUAAUACUCAUUUACUUUUUAUA
Vitis riparia (riverbank grape) is the source of this 1277-nucleotide messenger RNA. Its product is annotated as coatomer subunit epsilon-1. The transcript is spliced from 7 exons. Bases 106 to 975 code for a protein of 289 amino acids. Gene Ontology annotation, molecular function: structural molecule activity; protein binding. Gene Ontology annotation, biological process: endoplasmic reticulum to Golgi vesicle-mediated transport; retrograde vesicle-mediated transport, Golgi to endoplasmic reticulum; intra-Golgi vesicle-mediated transport. The record is from RefSeq and is a predicted model, not a curated record. Gene Ontology annotation, cellular component: COPI vesicle coat. Lineage: Eukaryota; Viridiplantae; Streptophyta; Magnoliopsida; Vitales; Vitaceae.